This is a messenger RNA of Hymenoscyphus albidus, 1347 nucleotides long. NCBI's taxonomy places the organism in Eukaryota, Fungi, Ascomycota, Leotiomycetes, Helotiales, Helotiaceae. The record is from the annotation of a GenBank genome assembly.
CCGCUCCCCUCCCCUCCCGCACAUCGUUCGUUUUCCUUCCAUCAGCCUUUCAAGGAUCGACCAUCCCGCCGCCAAAGCGCAUCCGCGUCUUCCAUUGUCAAUCGCGUGGGAUGUGAUGCACUGAUGCUCAGACCCAACCCUAGGCCAACGUCAAUCUGCCACACAUUAUUUGAGCACUGUCCAAAAUCCAAUCUCGCUUUCAUCACCCAUCGAAUGACAACACGACAAUCACACGCCAUCAAAUCAAACUCAAUUACGGAGCUUGGUACGAAGUACAUUUCCCAGCAACCGAUACUCGACUCUUUCCCGCCAACGAUGCCCGAUUUCAAUAGUGUCAAUGUCAGUGUCAGGGCCAGUUCAGCGCUGGCGGACAUGAACACCAACGAGUUGUCCUGUUUAAUUGAUGGCCUGUUGGAGGAAUAUCUCGAGUUACUGGAUCAAUACACGAACCUACGGGCGGAGCUAGGCAAGGCGCAGAGUUCCGUACGUCAUACCUUCCUCACUUGUCUACAGUUCAAGAAUGGAGGAAUUGAAUGGCCAUGCUGAUAUCUGAUGCUAAAAAAGAUCCAACAACACCUCGCCCGAGCAAACUUCCACGCCGACCGUGGGGUUCGGUAUGGUGCCUCCUUCUACACCCCUCGCAUGCAAGCCUCACGAGUAUGUCGUGUAACAUCUCCAGCCCUCGCAUCCGAGUCGCCGACGUUCUCUGUCCAUCCCUACCCCCAAAAAUCCCCCGACGAGGGAAUCAAUGACAUAACCACGAAAACAUCUUCUGGAACAUCGCCUAUCACCUCCCCAGAAAAUUUCAAAGAAAAUCUCUUCGAAGACGAGAAGGAAAAAGAAAAAGAGGCGGGAACGAACGGGAAAGAAAAGGAUAAGAAUAAGAUACCUGAUCCUAUCCGUAUGUUUGGAUUCUCGACCUCGCGGGAGUUGAAGGAGGCUCAGAAAGAGUCCAUUUCUAUGAUUGAGGGGGUUAUUCCGAAACUUCUGGGCUUGGAUGAGCAGAUGAAGGGAGUGGAGAUUGAGAUUCGGAGGGCGAGGAAGUAUCGUGCCAAGGCGGAGGCACAAAUUUCUGAAGAUGUGAAGCCUUGAUGGAGAGAGUACUCUUUUAUUCGCAGGGGAUGGUUUAUGGUUUGAUAUCCUACGACAACGUGAGGGGUUACGGGGAACGGUUCCGGGAAUACGAUACGAGAAAAGGGAUUUGACAUAUCCAUGACAAAAGAACUGGUGGACUUUGUGUCUGGCAAAUGUGGGAUGUAAGUACCUACGCGAAUUGCUACAUGCAGCUAUGUGAUGCUAGGAAAUACUCUCCCACUAGCUGUAUCUUGGCCCAAACCCAAGUAAAGG